Molecule: messenger RNA, 1553 nt
Organism: Armigeres subalbatus
Lineage: Eukaryota; Metazoa; Arthropoda; Insecta; Diptera; Culicidae
Product: zinc finger protein 391-like
Exons: 3
Coding region: 83-1522 (479 amino acids)
Biological process (GO): regulation of transcription by RNA polymerase II
Cellular component (GO): nucleus
Molecular function (GO): zinc ion binding; DNA-binding transcription factor activity, RNA polymerase II-specific; RNA polymerase II cis-regulatory region sequence-specific DNA binding
Source: RefSeq, a predicted model, not a curated record
UGAUGACACCUUGACAUUUUGAGAAAUUUUAUUUUGAUUAUAGUUUCUGCUGAGAUUCCCGAAUUCCAACAUAAUUCCGACGAUGGAUUUGUCGAAUCGGUGUCGUGGUUGCCUUUCAAACGAUAGCGAAACAUUGCGGCUUUUGGAAGAUCUGCUCACUGUGAAGAUGUUUGAAGAAUGCAUCGGAUUGAAGAUAACCAUUGGGCCUGGUUUGCCAAGAAAUAUUUGCGGAACAUGCUAUGGAAAAUGUAAAUCCUGGAGUAAUUUCAAGCAGCAGUGCCUGGAAACGAAUGCUUUGUUGAACUUCAAAUUUGGACACCUGAUACAGGCAAAUGAUGGUACAGAAAAUAUCUUGAAGGAACCCGAGGAGCUUAGAGACGAUUCAAAAUCAUUAGCGCAACUGCCAGCAACAGAGCAGGAAGAAUAUGAAAUAGUUGAGUCAGAAGCAUUUGAAGACUGUGUUAGUGAGAUUCAGGAGAAAAUUGAACAAGAAUUGGGCCACGAAGUCGAAAUAGAAGUAACUGAAGAGUACGAACUCGGGGAGACUAUUGUCGAAAAUGAGGAAGAGUUUUGUUUAUCAGAGGAAGACGCCGAAAUAUUGCACGAAACCGAAGAAAAGCGCAACCAGGAAGUAAUCAUAGAAGAGGAAGCUGUGGACCAACGGACGGAAGGGCAGCAUAAUGGUCUGAAGGAAAAAAUUAGUUGCGACGAAUGUAAUAAAAAUUUUCGCAAUAUCGAGCGGUAUGAGGCACACCAGAGACUACACCAAGGUUUAAAGCCGGAAGUUUGUAAGAUAUGUAAAAUCGAGUUCAACUCCAGAAGAGCUCUUUGGCGCCACAAGCAAAAGCAUGUCGAUACCAAGCAGUAUACUUGUGCUGAUUGUGGGAAAAGCUACAAAUUUGCGACAUCCUUGACUCUGCAUAGAAAGAAGCAUCGCAAUAACCCACAGCACGUUUGUGAGACGUGUGGCAAAUCGUUCUUCAGAGCUCAUGGACUAAGAAGCCAUCUCCUGUCGCACAGUAAUGAGACCCCCUUUGAGUGCGAUAAAUGCCAGAAGCGAUUUAAAAAUGCAAUUAUGCUUCGUAAUCAUGUGCUCCGAGUGCAUGAAGGAGCCAAAAACUUUGCCUGUGCGGAUUGCGGAAAAGCUUUUAAUACAGGAGCAGAGCUGAGAAUACAUCAGCGGAGUCAUACGAACCAGAAGCCUUUCAACUGCAGCUCGUGUGACAAGUGUUACAAAACUCAAAGCCACCUCGCUGUGCACUUCCGAGCGGCUCACACAACCGAGCGACCGUAUGCGUGCGAACUCUGUCCUCAAAAGUUUGCCCAUAGCAAGAUUCUCAAGCAGCACCGGCUCACACACACGGCGGAACGAUCUUUGAAAUGUGACUUUUGCCAGAUGUCGUUCCGCCACAAGAAAACACUUGUAGCUCAUAUGAAUAAACAUGAACAACUUAACCAAGUUGAAGAAUUCGUCAUCGAAUCGGUAGUCAAGCUUCCACAUGCUUUAACUAUGUUAGAAUAAAAUUAAGAAUUAAAAAUUAUGUAGAACUUAA